Ziziphus jujuba (common jujube) is the source of this 1341-nucleotide messenger RNA. RefSeq names its product dof zinc finger protein DOF4.6. The transcript is spliced from 2 exons. NCBI's taxonomy places the organism in Eukaryota, Viridiplantae, Streptophyta, Magnoliopsida, Rosales, Rhamnaceae. Gene Ontology annotation, biological process: regulation of DNA-templated transcription. The record is from RefSeq and is a predicted model, not a curated record. Gene Ontology annotation, molecular function: DNA-binding transcription factor activity; DNA binding. Bases 273 to 1172 code for a protein of 299 amino acids.
AAAUAACUUUCUCUCUCUCUCUCUCUCUUUGUCUCUCCCCUUGGCUCUCCUUCUCUCUCUACCUUAUGCACCGAACAAAUAAAGAGAGGAUCAUUCAUACAGGAACGUCCACACACAUAAACCAUCCCAAAAAGAAAAAAUAAACAUUCCAUUUUCCAGCUCUACAACCAGUUUGAAAGGAAGUGAUUUUCUCUCUCUUUUCGUCUUUCUUUUUCUUUUUCUUUCUCCGAGGAUAAACAGUUUCUUCUUCUUCUUCUUCAUCAGUUUCAACCAUGGAUACUGCUCAAUGGCCACAGGAAAUUGUGGUGAAACCAAUAGAAGAUAUAGUAGUGACAAAUACAUGUACUCCAAAACCUGGGAAUUUAGCAGAGAGGAAAGCAAGGCCUCAGAAAGAACAAGCCCUAAACUGUCCAAGGUGCAAUUCAACAAAUACAAAAUUCUGCUACUACAACAAUUACAGCCUCACACAACCCAGGUACUUUUGCAAAACUUGUAGAAGGUACUGGACUGAAGGUGGGUCCCUCAGAAAUAUACCAGUUGGAGGAGGUUCAAGGAAGAACAAGAGAUCAUCAUCUUCUUCAUCUCAAUCUUCUCAUCAAACUUCUUCUUCAAAGAGACUUCCUGAUCUGGUUCAACCUCAUCAUCAUCAAAACGCAAAGAUCAAUAUCAACCAACCCCAAGAUCUAAACCUUGCUUUCCCAAAUAUCUCUGACUUGGUUCAACUUCCAAACAAUAAUAUUGAAAACAACAACAACAACAACAACAACAAGAACCAUAGUUUAGCUCAUGUUUCUUCUUCUUCUACUACUAGCACUACUAGUACAAGUUCUGCAACCCAUCUCUCAGCUUUGGAGCUUCUCAAUGGACUCACUUCAAGGGGUUUCAAUUCCUUCAUGCCUAUGUCAGUACCUGCAGAUCCUAAUACAGCUGUAUAUGCAUCUGGGUUUCCUAAUUUACAGGAAUUCAAGCCAACUCUUAAUUUUUCAUUGGAUGGGCUUGGAGGUGCUGCCUAUGGAAGCUUGCAAGGAGUUCAGGAAAGUAAUGGAAGGCUUUUGUUUCCAUUUGAAGACUUGAAACAAGUUUCAACCACUCCUGGGAUUGAGCCAAGUAAAGACCAAGGUGCUGAAACUACUGGGUAUUGGACCGGAAUGUUAGGUGGAGGAUCAUGGUAAAAACAAAAACCAAAAAAAAAAAAAGAUCCUCGUCCCCUUUUUUUUUUUUUUUUCCCCCUCUCCUGGGUUUAAUUUCUUUUUCUUUUAACUUUAUAUUUAAUUUCUCAUUGUGGGUCGACUUGUUUGGAUUUCUUCGAUAACUAACAGAUAGGAUACAUGGGUUUCUCUA